GUGGAUCUGGAGCCCAUCUAUCAAUAUGAAAGCAAUCAAGUUGUUGCUCUUGGCCAUAUUUGCAAGCGCAUUGGCAUUUAAGGAAUUUGUUAAAGGGUCCAAGGCAGUAGAUCUCUACAAUGGGAAUGAACGCAUAACAAACGGCACAUUGGCAGUUAGGGGACAAUUCCCUUAUCUUGUACGUUUCCGAUUAUUUGGUGAGCGGGUUUCAGAAUGCGGCGGUAGUAUACUCAGUAGUAUCUGGGUCCUAACAGCCGCACAUUGUUUACCUGGCAAACUAUACGGUGAUAUGUACUUCGGAGAGAUCCGGUCAAAAAACGCAAGGUUUCACCAUCGGAUCUACAAUCAUUCAUUCAUACCUCAUCCUGAAUAUGAUGGUAAAACCAGCCACAAUGAUGCUGCUAUGAUUAUCAUUCCACGCAUAACUUUCUCGAAGUACGUUAAUAAGAUCCAGCUGGCCAAUGAAGCUAAGCAUGCAAAUUUGACCGGCUGGCGGGCCUUUAUAGCUGGGUGGGGCAGAGUUAGCGAUGAUCCUGCCCAAUCCCGAGACCUAUAUUACACCAAUGUGACAAUAGCCGACGAUGAGUUAUGCGAAGCGUUUUAUAACUUUCAACCCAGCCAACUUUGUGUGUCAACUGUGCACAACCAGUCCAGUUGCCGAGGCGAUUCUGGCGGUCCUCUAACACUACACAAAGGAAAUUUCUUGGCUGGCAUUACAUCAUAUAGCGGACCUUCGUGUAUGAAUAAUGCUCCACAAGUAUUCACCCGAGUGACAAAAAUAGAUGCAUGGAUUCGCAAUGUGAUGGACAUUGCCAGCUAAAACGAUAAAGAGUUUCGUUAUAUUCUUACAAGUAAUGCAACAAAUUUGAUGACAAAUUUUAUUUGGAAGUAAAGCAUGUUUUAUUAUAA
Scaptodrosophila lebanonensis is the source of this 909-nucleotide messenger RNA. Its product is annotated as serine protease 1-like. Bases 26 to 820 code for a protein of 264 amino acids. The transcript has a single exon. NCBI's taxonomy places the organism in Eukaryota, Metazoa, Arthropoda, Insecta, Diptera, Drosophilidae. Gene Ontology annotation, biological process: proteolysis. The record is from RefSeq and is a predicted model, not a curated record. Gene Ontology annotation, molecular function: serine-type endopeptidase activity.